This is a messenger RNA of Mirounga angustirostris (Northern elephant seal), 4069 nucleotides long. It is a transcript of the gene CER1, whose product is annotated as cerberus 1, DAN family BMP antagonist. The record is from RefSeq and is a predicted model, not a curated record. Lineage: Eukaryota; Metazoa; Chordata; Mammalia; Carnivora; Phocidae. Bases 2242 to 3066 code for a protein of 274 amino acids. The transcript is spliced from 2 exons.
CAGAGGGAGAAGCAGACUCCCCCCUGAGCAGGGAACCUGCCUGGAGGCUCGAUCCUAGGACGCUGGGAUCAUGACCUGAGCUGAAGGUGCUUCACUGACUAAGCCACCCAGGCACCCCUGUAUGAGUAAUUUUUAAAUGACCAAACACCAAAAUUAGGAUCAGAAGGAGCGGAGUUUAGGACUAUGAAAAGGUUAAGGAUGGAUAACUGACAUCCCUACAGCUAAUAUAAUUAAAUGACAAAAUGUGCAAGACUGUACAACCUGCUUGAGGGCAGAAGCCCAGUUCUUACCACUUUCUGUCAUCUGCCAGAGCCUCACAUGAUGUCCUGCCCACAAAGUGAGUCUUCCGCACAUUUUAAUUCACUAGAAAUUUUUGAAUUGUAUCCUAUGUGCAGAGCUGGGCAACCUGAGAUCCCGAGUAGAAUCUCUGGGGCAGUCUUCGGUUUGGGGAAAUGCCAGCCACUGUGAUUGAUGGCAAUGGAAACUCAGGCACUGAAAAGUGAAGUUUAAAAGAAAUGGGGAAACAUAGCUGGCAUCCAGACCAUAUUUAUAAUCAGGGCAGAGUGGCCAGCUCUGGAAAGCCUCUGUCAUUGGAUAGUUGAGGGGAAUUAAGAAAUUCAAAUAGAAGGCAACUUUAAAAACUACGUUAAAAGAAAUGGCAAAUGCAAAUGUUCACUUAGUAUAGAUCAAGUGUAUCUUAAUUCAUACUAGCCCAGGUCCUAUGGGUAUUUAGAACAGGCAAAAGAUGUCUCUUCUGAGAGAAUUCUGGAAAACGAUGGUCCAUUUAAAAAUAGUUCAUUAUUGUAAAUAAGGACCUUACUUCAGGCUUUAUGUCGCAGCAAUCAGGCAGGACUAUUAAAAGGAACACAAAUGUCUGGAAAAAAGAUUCCAGUGGGUCAAUUCUUGGAAAGAAAGCUUAAUCAGUAUGAAAAUGGGGACAAUGUUCCAGGAUGAUGUGUGUUACUAAAAGCAAAGAAUAUGGUAAUUAGAUUAAAAGGGAAGAAAUAGAAGCAAGUAUGGGAUUAAUUUCAAAUGGAAAUACUAUUCAAAUGGUGUGGAGGGACAACAAAAUUCAAUUCCGGGGUUUCAGUUUUGUGGAUCUGUUUCUUUCUCAUGCCCUUGCGUGAUUUAGAGCCUUUUUGAAUGAUAGUCUUGUCAUCUAACAAAUUUUCCUUUGAUUCCUGAAGAUGCAUGUUUGUCUCCAUCUUUAGUUAACCUGGUCAUCAAUUCCUGUGGAAUAAGGAAGAUGAUGUGGAUUCUGUAAGUAAAGUACUGACCAGCCAGUUUCAGGCCCUGAGCUAUCAAACCUGGUUCUUAGAAUCCACGUUCUCAAGUCUGGCCCUUUGUUUAGAGAAAGAAAAAAAAAUCAAUAGGGUGGCUUGAGGGAGACAUUUCCCCAUCUUCACUGAAGGCUGAUGAGCAAUUACUGAGGAUCCUGUUGAGAAAUUUGUGAACAAUUGAAAGAGUUUAUCUGAUGGCUGACCAGCUGUGAAAUUUAGCUUCGAGUAUUUGAUUCUUAAAGUGAGGGGGUUAAUUUGGGAAUUGUGAGUUUCCUUGUGUGGAAAAGGAGAAUGGAUUCCCUUUAUUCUGUUAGCAUACAAAAAUCAACAACCCCAACCACAUCUAAGUGAGAGGGAGAGUCCUCUGCUCAACAAAGUUAACAUUCUUCUGUUUCUUCCCUUUCCUUUCUUAUAAUUUUGAUACACUUACUUGGCUGCCUGUGUGUGUGUGUGUGUGUGUGUGCGUGAAGCCUAAAAGCCUGGGCUUUUGCUAAAUGUGUGCCUUUAAUUUUUAUCUGAUAUACUUCUGUCAUAAAAACAUGUCUUGUCUUUUUGAUCCCAAUAUAAAGCAGAUGCACCACAAAUGUUUGUUGACUCUGGUCCUUCUUCUAAUAACAGUGAUGGGAAAUCCGGGAAAAGAAUGUGUUGUUUUCCCAAAUACUGCUCUGUAAAUCUCAGACGAUAAAGUACCAGCUAAUUACCCCCUGGGUCCCAGGCUUUCACUGGGGCCUUCUAAAAUACACAAAACUCAAGUGAAGGCAUGACACCAUUAGCCCUACAUAAUUCAAGCAAACAAUAAAUGUGUUUACUCUGCCUGGCUACUGACCACCUGCCUUUCCAUCCCACCAGGCAGGUAUCUAUAUAUAGGAUCUCCUUGUUUGCAUUCCUGCAGAGAGUGAGCCUUUCUUUCCUUUAGGCCUCACCAUCUGUGAAACUGAAAGAAGCUUGGGCCCCCGACAGCAUGUGUCGUCUCUUACUUCAGCUGCUGGUGCUCCUGCCUCUAGGGAAGGCUGCACAGCAGCGGGAUGGCUGCCCAAGUCAGAGUUCUGUCUCCCCUGUGCUCUUAGAAAGGGAUCGCAGGGAGCUCCCCCUUGGCAACCAUGAGGAUGCUGAGGAGAAGCCAGAUCUGUUUGUCGCCGUGCCCCACCUCAUAGGUGCAGGAGAAGGCCAGAGGCAGAGAGAGAAGAUGCUAUCCAGGUUUGGCAGGUUCUGGAAGAAGCCCGAGAGAGACCUGCACCCCCCCCAGGACGUGGUCCCUGAGCGCUUCCCACCUGGGACCCACGCCGUCACUCAGCCAAAAGAUGGGCUGCAGAUGGAGAAAUCUCCCCUUCGGGAAGAGGCCAAGAAAUUCUGGCACCACUUCAUGUUCAGAAUGAGUCCAGCUUCUCAGGGGAUCAUCCUGCCCAUCAAAAGCCACGAAGUACAUCAGGAGACCUGUAGGACAGUGCCCUUUGGCCAGACGAUCACCCAUGAAGACUGUGAGAAAGUAGUUGUACAGAACAACCUUUGCUUUGGGAAAUGUGGGGCCGUUCGUUUUCCUGGAGCUGCGCAGCACCCCCACACAUCCUGCUCCCACUGCUCACCUGCCAAGUUCACCACGAUGCACUUGCAGCUGAACUGCACUGGCCUUGCCUCCGUGGUCAAGGUGGUGAUGCUGGUGGAGGAAUGCCAGUGCAAGAUGAAGACUGAGCAUGAGCAUGGACACCUCCUCCAGGCAGGCUUCCAGGCAGGCUCCCAGGCAGAAUUUCAUGCCCAGGAUCCCUUCAUCCCAGGAUUUUCCACUUAAAAAGAGAUCCCACUAUUACCUUUGAAAAGCAAAACUACAGCAGCAGCAAAGGUGCUGGUUUAUUCAGCUUGGAAAUGUUAGUGGGUGCACACUAUUUUAAGGGAAAGGUGGUUCAAAAGUAGUGAGCUAGAACAAUUUAGAGGCAAUGGUGUUCAUCUAGUUAUGGGUACAUAUUUGGGUUCUAGUCUUGGCUCUGCCCCCCCGGGCAGGAGGAUGUUAAGGAGUUGUGGAAGCUUUCUCCAUCUCGAGGGCUUCAUCUCUACGCGAGGGACUUGAAUCAGAUGAUUGCUAAAGUCCUCUCCACUACGAAUAUUCCAUGAUCUAGGGUCUCCGAGUUCUGGUUAAAGCCCUCCAUCUGAAGUUGGAAAAGAAAGAAAGUAGACCCUAAAAAUUGGCUUCUUUAAUGGCUUGUCAAAGCACCACCAAAAACACGUAUCUAGUAUCUGUAGGAAGGAUUCUUUGCAUCUCAGGCAACGUUUUAUUUGCCCUCCAUCAGAUGAUUAUUUGACUUGCAGAGAUGUAAGGAGUAGCUUGCUUGGCUGCCUCUUAAUUUUUUUGAUACGCCUCAUAUAAAGCUCUUAAUGUCUGGUCCUUGGCUUUGAAGAAGGAACGGUAAUGUUACUUUUAGUGGUUUAUAUAGGGACAGGAAACAAUCAUUGGUAGCCACGCAAGUAUCUCCACGAUGGGGAAAUAAAAAUAUAUGACCAGUACCAGGCUUAAAGAUCAACUCAUUGAUGCCGAUGAAAGUAACCAAAAAAUUCCAGUGGACGUCAAAUUAAAUAAACUGCAAAUGUUUAAAAAUUGAAACAAUUUACAGGUGAAAUUCUUUAUCCACAUUCAUUUUGGAUUAGGUAGUAAGUUACAGGUCUGUGUUGGGAUGACUGGUUUUUUGCUGUGUUCUAAAAACUUUGUAUUACAGAUUUUUGUUCGGUGAAUGCUGUACUUGCAAGGUCUGAAAAUAUUCUGAAUAUUUUAAUGUAUUAAAUUUUAGUGUAUGAUGCAU